AUGCCCGACGCACCGACCUCCACUUCUUCGCCACCCAAAGGUCUGACCUCAUCACCUAGUAUCUUUGCAUACCAGACCCGCCUCCUCGACCGCACGGCCGCCCCAGCUGGUCCUGCUCGCUCAUCACCGCAUUCCUCGCUCUCCUCGUUGGCGGAUGCCUCACCGCCAAGUACGCCUAUCAGGCGGAAUGUGGCCAAAAUGGCGGCAGGAAUGGACGGUCUGAGCGGAGCGGACCUCGGCCGGAGUCCGUCAAAGAUGGGCGGGAAGGGACAUGGGGCGGGAAAGUCAGUGGAUCUGGUCAGAGGGCAAUGGGAGGCCAAAAUCAGCGAUUCGGUCGGCAGUCCGGCCGCAGACAGGACCCCGAGAGCGCUCAAGCGGAGUACAUUCAUGUCGCCCCCGACCACGUCGUCGGCCAGCUUCUCGGCGGAACCGGCGUCGGUGCUACCGAGUAAGACGGCUGUCGAGCCUGCGCGCCGCUUCUCGGUACCCAUACCUCCCCCGGAAGCACAGACACCGAAUAAUGGGGUGCGCUCGGACCUCCUCACUUCUCGGAAUGGUCGCCAGACCACUCUACCCACACCAGUCUCCAUAUCGUCCGACCCUGCUUCUACAGCUGACCCCGUUCCACCCUCUCCAGCUCUAUCGAACGCCUCCUCCCGCAUGCGCCCCGCUUCGGUUUCGUCAUACACCUCCAUCCUCUCCCCAACUUCCACAGGAAGCAGCGCCGCCUCGUCCGGCCGCUCGCAGGCCAUGGAGGACACCCUAGCAGCUGCUCGUGCAAACGCACUGAAGCGGCUCGAGGCGAGGAAGAAGGCCCAGGCGGCUGCGUCGGGGUCGGACGUAUCGGACGGUGAUGCUCCAACCGAGGAGAAUACCACGAUCAAGGCAUCCCCCGCCCCGCCCGUAGAGGUCAUUACGACUCCGUCGACUCCUCAGCGCGCACCUGUAGAGGUCAAGCGGGGCUCUCCGUUCGACCACCUCUUCACUCCUCCUUCUGCGUCCGACUUUGACUCUUCGGCCACAGAGGAAACGCCCAAAUCUCGCUCAACAGGUCGCGGCGCUCCUCCGUCCUCCUUCUCGGGAUCUGGACGGCAUGUCCCUUCGGGCCUCUCUGCUGGUCCAAGUGGCCCCGGGCUGGGCGGGAAGGACAAGUACGGCUCCAUCAGCCGGACCGACCACCGCCGACUCGGGCGCCAUCUGCCUCGUAUAGCGUCAGGCGGGGAGGGGUGGGACGGAGAGCCUUCCGCUCACGCCCGAGAGCCUUCAGCUCGGCGCAUACCGUCCACGCUUGGUCGAGCGCCGGUGCCUGACCUUCCUGCCUCGCCGACCAGGGACCGGACGCCCAUCAGCAAACCCAUCAGCAAGAAGAAGUCCGUCGAGGUCCUUACUCCGUCUGUCCAGGACAAUCAGGUCGUCCCGCCUAGUCCGACAACGUCGACUACGCCGGGCAAGCGAAGAUCAGCUUACAUGGCGAGUAUAUCCAAGGAAAAGAUUGGAAGUGUACUGCAGAGUCCGAGGCAUGAAGUGCAGGGCGCGGAUAUGAAGGGGUUGAUGAAUGCUGUGGGGUCACUGCCUGCUCGAGGGGCGAGCAAGGACGACAGUGAAGGUGUCACAGGCAUGUCGAAUCGUCUACGACUCUCUCGUGCUGUCCUCCCUCCCUCGGCAUCCUCCGCUUCCGUCGCGCCCGCCCCAUUACCUUCUCGCCGGCUUGUCCAAAGCAACUGGAUGGACCGUCGCCGACACGAUCUCGCAGCGUACGAGUACCUCUGUCACGUCGGAGAGGCGCUCCAGUGGAUCGAAGGGUGCCUAGAUGAGGAAGUAGGGUUUGGGGUGGUGGAGAUGGAAGAAGGGUUGCAGGAUGGGGUGGUAUUAGCGAAAUUGGCGAGGUGCUUUAUGGGGGAUCAGGUGGUCAGGUCGAUCUGGACGGAAAGCAAACAUCGAUACAAGCAAACCGACAAUAUCAACCAUUUCCUGAAAUUCGUCAGGUCAGUCGGCAUGCCUGAGACAUUCACGUUCGAGCUGACAGAUUUAUACAACAAGAAGAACAUUCCGAAGGUCAUCUUCUGCCUGCAUGUCUUGAGUCACUUGCUUGCCCGACUUGGGCGGGCAGAGCGGAUCGGGAAUCUGGUCGGCCAAUUCGAAUUCACCGAUGAACAGCUGGCGAUGACUCAGAAAGGGCUGCAGGGGGUCGCUAUGCCCAAUUUCGGGGAUGCGAAGGCGACGCUGGCGAAAGAGGCGAGCUGGGAGCCAGAGGAGCCAGAGGAAACUGAGGAUGAGAUACGGGAUCGUCGAUUGCUCGAGUGCGAAGCGCCUAUCCGCUCGCUCCAGCGCCACCUCCGCGGCCGACUCGCCCGACAACAAGUCUCGCGUAUCCAUACCCAGCUGGAACUCGCCGAACCUAUCGUUGUCCGCUUCCAAGCCCGGGCACGGGCAGCUCUGUGCCGUCGGUCUCUGCUUUCCGAGCACGAAGAGCGGAUCAAGCUCGGAAGCUGGGCGACUCGGCUCCAGGCCGCGUCUCGCUCGAACCUCGCCGGAAGGCGGUACCAGCAAAAGACGCAGCAGAUCCACCUUGCUGAGCGGUACGUGACCGGUAUCCAGGCGCACGCGAGGGGCAUGCUGGUUCGAUCUCGGAAAGGCAAGGAGGCGAACAAUUUGGACGCAGCGCGGCGGAGUAUCGUCUCGGUACAGGCAUUGGCAAGGGGCAAGAUUGCUCGCCAGGCGAUGAAGGCUGUCAAGGGAUCGGGAACGCGUCCGGAGAUCGCCCAGUCGGUGACGUCGCUCCAGGCGGUUCUCCGCGGUCGACUCCAUCGCCAAGCAGAGGCCAAGCGGAUGGCAGUACUCGACUCGCAAGCCGUCACUUUUACGUCUCUGCAGAGCCAUCUGCGGGGCGCGCUGGUCCGUCGGACUCGCAAGGCGGAGGAGCAAAAGAUGGACGAUGCGUCGGACGUCAUUGUCGCUAUUCAGGCGGUAUGCCGGGGUGUGCUCUGUCGGCGGAAGAAGCAGGCCUUGGUCAAGGCUGUCCAGAUCGCCAUGCCCUCGGUCUCCAGCCUGCAGGCUUAUGCCCGCGGUCGGCUCGCCAAGCAGAACCACCAGACCAUGCAAAAGGCGCUGGCCAAGGUCGAAGUGGCCGGUUCUGUCGGCGGACUCCAAGCUUUCCUUCGGACCAAACUCGCCAAGCGGUCGACAGAGGAGCAAAAGAAGAAGCUGGAGUUUGUCUCUCCGGAUGUCAUCGGGUUCCAGGCGCAAGCGAGAGGCUACCUCGCCCGGCAAGACCACAACGAGUGGCGCGAGUACCUACACGACCCGCACACCCAGGGCGCGCUCGUCUUCCUCCAAUCGCUCAUCCGGGGGUUCCUCUGUCGACGGGAGUUCUGGCUCCGGUCCGGCCACUACCACUAUAAUCAGGACAAGAUUGUCAAGAUCCAGUCGCUCUGGCGCGGCCGGGUCCAACGGCGGAUGUACGACACCCUCCUCACUGGCGUAGACGUCGAUGUACCCGCGAUCCAAAACUACAUGCACCUCCUCAACGACACGGAGUCGGAUUUCAACGACCAGAUGCGGACCGAGACACUUCGGCGCGAAGUCGUCGAGCUCGUCCGGGAGAAUCAGGCGCUAGAGACCGAGGUACAGGACCUGGAGACCAAGAUUGCUCUCAUCGUCAAGAAUAAAAUGACGUUUGAGGAGUUGGCGCGCGCAAAGCGGAGACAGGGGAAUCUGGAGGGCAAGAAUGACUCGUUUGUCAUUUCGGGAAAUCAUGAUCCGUUCUCUGGGGCGCAUCUCGACCGGGCGAGCCAGCGGAAACUGGAGCUGUUUGAGCAUCUGUUCUUCACGCUGCAAACGAAACCGGAUUACCUGGCGAGGUUGAUCCGAGCGAUGGAGCGAGGAGAGGAUGAGCGGGAGGGAAGAAUCGUGGAGGGGGUGGUUUUGACGCUAUUUGGGUUUGGGCAUGAGAGGCGGGAAGAGUAUCUGUUUAACAAGCUCGCUCAGCUCUCAACACAUACUGAAGUCCUUCUGUCCAAAUCCAUCCCACAUCUUGUCGAUACCCGCUUCUUCCUCCAGCCGCUCACGACUGCGUGCCUCAAGCCUGCCCUCGCGCCGUUCCUGCAGCAGAUCCUCACUAUGCACGUUAUGCGAGUGAGCGAGGCGGUGGAGCUGGACUUGAGUACGGAUCCCCUCGAGAUCUACCGCCGCCUGAUCAACGAGGAGGAAUCCCGGACCGGCGUCCCGUCAGCAAAGCCCCGCGAUAGGGAUGCCGACCAGGUGUUGCAGACCGACGCGGACGCCCGGGCGCACUAUAUCCGACACCUGCAGGAAUUGCGCUUCUUGACUGCCGAGCUGCUGAAGACGCUGUACUCGUGCACGAUGGGCCUGCCGUAUACGGUUCGGUAUUUGGCGAGGGAGGCGCUUCUGGCCUUACGAGUCAAGUACCCUGACGCCCUCGACGAAGACCUCACGCCCGCCGUGGCACGCACCUUCAUCCUCCCAUUCAUUCUACCUGCCCUCAUCGCUCCCGAAUCGUGGGCCAUCACGGACCAACCUAUCGGGCCUAACGAACGGCGAAACCUCGCCGCCAUCGCCAAUCUUGUCGGGUUCAUUGCGUAUCCCGAUGCGGACGCCGCUGGGCCAUUCACCAAGCCUGGAGAUCGGUUCAUUAGGGUGCCGUUACAGGAAUACAUCCGGACGGAGAGCGCUAUGUUCAGGGAUUGGGUCAUGGAUGUGGCUAGUGUCGAACCGCUCGAGUCGUACUUUGAAGCACAUGAGCUUUUCGAGUCUACGCAUGAGGCCAAGCCGAUCUUGAUUACCCGGAAGGAAAUUUAUGGGAUGUUGAGCAUUUUGAUGAAGAACAUCCCUGUCAUUACCGGAAACAAGCCGAAAGAUCCUUUAGCUGUUGUGCUUGAGGAGCUUGAGGGUCCGCCUAUCGAGUACGAUGUCAAGUCUACCGUCAGCUUGCGCUUGACAAACAGGCUCGGCGAGUUGGAAUCUGGCGAGGCUGAAGCCAUCAUCAAGGAAGACUGGGUCCAGGCAAAGCGGCACGUCCUCGCUGUUCUCCGCGUCCAAUCCGGGCGGACGCUCUACGACGUCCUCCUCGCCCGGCUGGAUGAAGCCGACGAACAGCGCUGGCUCGAAGUGGUCUACCACGAUAUGGCGGUCGAGCAGGCCCGCGCGGCCAAGCGGGGCGCACCCCAAAACCCAGCGGAAGCAGGCUAUCAAAUCGAGUCGAUCCGCUCCCUGGCCUUCCGCGAGGUCAAGCUCCGUGCAGUCGAGUUCUGCCUCAAGCUCGAAAAGGUCGGCAGAAUCAGCAAGCAUGAUGCCUACCAGGGCCUGCUCGUGUCGAUCGCGUCGGAUAUUCGGCAGAAGCAUCAUCUCCGGAAGAUGCUGCGGCAGUCGUUGGCGGCGAUGAUCAAGGCGCAUGAGGAUAUGACGGUCAAGAAGAUUGGGUUUGAGGAGAGUAUCAAGAGUUAUCAUACGUUUAUCGACUCGAGUAUGGCGAAUCUGCAGAAGGGGAAGAAGAGGCCGAUCUUUAUGAGCAAGCAAUAUCGACAUCAGAAGGGCGAGGAGAGGAUGGGCAAGCGGGCGCAGUUCGGGUCGUACAAGUACACCGCGCACGACUUGCACGAGAAGGGUAUCCUGCUCGGUAUCAGCCAAUUCUCACCCCGCCAAUACGACAAGAUCCACAUCAUCAUGGCCUCGAACGAAGUCGGUGUCUUCUCGCUGGAAAUGACGGCGCCUCAAUCGCAGUUCGCAGAACCGACGAUCGGGCACGAGGAGGUCCGGAUGGAAGAUCUGCUACAGGCGCAAUUCGACAAUGAGCUCAAUUUGCUGUUGUUUGAUGGGAUGGCGACGUUUAGUAUCAAUAUGCUCAUUCAUCAGAUCAAUAGAAAGUUUUAUUCGACUUAG
This is a messenger RNA of Dioszegia hungarica, 5898 nucleotides long. RefSeq lists its product as uncharacterized. The record is from RefSeq and is a predicted model, not a curated record. Gene Ontology annotation, molecular function: GTPase activator activity; actin filament binding; calmodulin binding. Gene Ontology annotation, biological process: regulation of actin cytoskeleton organization; mitotic actomyosin contractile ring assembly actin filament organization; regulation of GTPase activity. Lineage: Eukaryota; Fungi; Basidiomycota; Tremellomycetes; Tremellales; Bulleribasidiaceae. Bases 1 to 5898 code for a protein of 1965 amino acids. The transcript is spliced from 15 exons. Gene Ontology annotation, cellular component: cytoplasm; mitotic actomyosin contractile ring.